UUACAUUUUAAACUUAAUAAACUAAGCUUUAAAGGAUUUACCAGUAACUUCACAAACAUAAACAAAAAAGAAAACUCAAAAUGUUAACAACCUUGAAAGAUACAAAUGAACAUAAUUUUUCUGGGGGCUUAUUGGUCGACGAUAUCGCAGCGUUAACAAAACAAAAACAAUAACAAAAAAGGAACAGAGGAUAAGUUCGCAUCAAAACCAG
This is a messenger RNA of Clunio marinus, 211 nucleotides long. The record is from the annotation of a GenBank genome assembly. NCBI's taxonomy places the organism in Eukaryota, Metazoa, Arthropoda, Insecta, Diptera, Chironomidae.